AUGAAUAUUUUCCAACAUUGCAAAACAAAACCGAUUCUGACUUUCACAUUAGUAAAAUCAUAAUAAGUUCACAAAUACGACUGUAGUAGUUUGAGCUCUAUUGAAAUAAUGAAGCGUGGUGGAAUGCGACUAGAAAACUUGAUGGUAGAAGAACCCAGAGACAACUCUGGAAGAAACCGGUCGUGGCUGGUUGAACAGAGGUCCAAUGAUCGCUCAUGCAGUGUCCUAAAUUUCGGAACUAGUGACAAAAAUGUCAGAACAAAUUUCUUGUGGAGCACUUCCGGCCCAAUUGAACCUUAUUAAAUACCUCAAGAAAAUAAACUCAAUCUUACACAUGGACAGCUUAGACUUGAUACCCGAAGUGCUAGAUAAAGAACCACUGAAUAUAUUGCAAGUUAAAUUUCAAGGCCGCUUAUUGAAGCCUGGUGAUGUCUUGAGACCAAAAUGCGUUAAGUUGACUCCAGAAUUGGAAUGGCGAGAUGAUAACACAGCCUUAUACACCAUUUUUAUGAUUGAUCCUGAUGCACCAAGUAGAAAUGACCAUAGGUUUAGAGAGUUCUUACACUGGCUAGUAAUUAAUGCGCCUUUGAAUAAGGUCAAAAGGGGAACGACAAUAGCUGGUUACAUAGGAGCUGGCCCACCUAAAGGAACAGGAUUACAUCGAUAUGUCAUAUUGGUUUUUAAGCAAAAUGAAAAGAUUACUUUCGAGGAAGCGAGAAUAUCUCGCUAUAGCGCUUUCGGUAGAGCAAGAUUCUCUAAUAAAGCUUUUGCCAGAAAAUAUAAUUUAGGACCUUUAGUAGCAGGAAACAUAUUUCUAUCAGAAUGGGACGAUUAUGUCCCUAAGUUAUAUAAGAGACUGCAAUUCUGUCCAAGUCACUAAGUCAUUAUAUUUUUUACUCAAGGAAAUAUUACGGUGGAAAAAGUAUUUGAUAAUGAAUAAAAUUUCUUAUGCCAC
Messenger RNA from Coccinella septempunctata (seven-spotted ladybird), 955 nucleotides. RefSeq names its product protein D2-like. NCBI's taxonomy places the organism in Eukaryota, Metazoa, Arthropoda, Insecta, Coleoptera, Coccinellidae. The record is from RefSeq and is a predicted model, not a curated record. The coding region runs from base 251 to 880 and encodes 209 amino acids. The transcript has a single exon.